UUUUGAACUGAUUUCAUUUUCGCAUAUGUUGGCGCUGUGGCAUUUUCAGUCGUAAAUGGAUCCACCAUUGAUCGCAACACAGAAUAAAGCAAGGAUUGAACAUAUGGCCAUAGAUCUUAGUUCUAUCACUGCCGACGCUGUCGUUGAUGGUCUUGGCUUUUUCGAUUCCGCUAAACACAAUUGUCAAGAAAGAGAUUAUGACGUCUCGGGGACGAUGUCAAUAAAUGGUGGAAGUUCUGGUGAAAAAUAUUAUCGGCGAGUUAUGCAAGGGGGGUAUACCAGUCGUUUUCUUGAAAAUCGAGGAUUUGGUUGGCUUCUGGAUAUUGAUGAUGAUAUGGCCGAUUUUCAAAGACCUUUGUUAGAAGAAUUGGAUAUUGAUUUGUCGGAUAUUUAUUAUAAAGUGCGCUGCGUAUUAUUCCCGCUGCCUUAUUUUCGGCUAAAAUUAUGUAUCGUUCGAGAAUCACCUGAUUUCUGGGGACCACUAUUUAUUGUUUCAACUUAUGCAUUGUUGUCACUGUACGGACAGCUAAGUGUACUUUCAUGGAUCUUGACAAUUUGGUUUAUUGGAUCAUUUUUUGUGUUUUUCCUAGCACGAGCUCUUGGAGGAGAAGUCGGCUAUGGUCAGAUGCUUGGUAUUGUCGGUUAUUGCCUCAUACCUCUAAUCGUUGUAGGCUUAAUUAUUUCAAUUUUAUCAAGAUUUCGGUUGUUUUCCGUAGCAGUUGGUUGUUUCGGUGUUUUUUGGUCUGUGUACAGUGCUGGUACACUUCUUUGUGUUGAAGAACUACGUGAGAAACGCACUUUAUUGCUUUAUCCGGUUUUUCUGUUAUAUGUUUAUUUCUUCUCGCUGUAUUCAGGAGUAUAA
This is a messenger RNA of Loa loa (African eye worm), 862 nucleotides long. RefSeq lists its product as hypothetical. Gene Ontology annotation, cellular component: trans-Golgi network; membrane. The coding region runs from base 56 to 862 and encodes 268 amino acids. The transcript has 5 exons. NCBI's taxonomy places the organism in Eukaryota, Metazoa, Nematoda, Chromadorea, Rhabditida, Onchocercidae. The record is from RefSeq and is a predicted model, not a curated record. Gene Ontology annotation, biological process: endoplasmic reticulum to Golgi vesicle-mediated transport; vesicle fusion with Golgi apparatus.